Molecule: messenger RNA, 868 nt
Organism: Dipodomys ordii (Ord's kangaroo rat)
Lineage: Eukaryota; Metazoa; Chordata; Mammalia; Rodentia; Heteromyidae
Gene: Ptn
Product: pleiotrophin
Exons: 5
Coding region: 143-868 (241 amino acids)
Molecular function (GO): growth factor activity
Source: RefSeq, a predicted model, not a curated record
GAGGAGCAAAGGUAAAAUAAUCAUCGCACUACCAAUCACCAGCGUGCAUCUUCCUGAGAUCCAGCAUUCCAGCAGUGGAAAGCGGAGUCCUUCAUGGCGAGCUUCGACUGAUGGCACCUUCUUCUCUCUGUCUGUUCCCAGGAUGCAGUUCCAACAACACCAGCAGCAGCGUCGAAAAUUUGCAGCCGCCUUCUUGGCAUUCAUUUUCAUCUUGGCAGCUGUGGAUACUGCGGACGCAGGGAAGAAAGAGAAGCCAGGUAAGCAACCAAGCCAAGAAGCCAUGCUGCUCUCUUUUGAUUCCUUUGCACUUUCUACACAGUUUCUAAAUUUACUUACUGAGUCCAACAGAGCUGAUUCCCAGAUGGUUUUUAUGGAUGUUUCUCCCAUUUACAAUAGUCAGCCUCCUGCUCGCAAGCUAGCCCAACUGGAGAAAGCAGAGGGAAAUGGGGGAAAAAUCUGUGUAUUGUUUCUUCUAAGUGCCUGGAAAUCUGCAGUUAUUGAAUCCGCUGAGUGCAAAUACCAGUUCCAGGCCUGGGGAGAAUGUGAUCUGAACACGGCCCUGAAGACCAGGACUGGAAACCUGAAGCGAGCCCUCCACAACGCCGACUGCCAGAAGACGGUUACCAUCUCCAAGCCCUGUGGCAAACUGACCAAGCCCAAACCUCAAGGCCGACCUGAAAGGGGAAAAGUAUUCAUGAAGAUGGAUGGAAAAGAUGAAAGGGAAAUUUGUGUCUUAAGUGGAAUGUUGACAGCAAAGUUCCAAAACGUUGGAAUGAUGGAAGAGUCCGCAGCAAAUUUUAUAAGACUCUUGGCUAAUGUAGCUACUCCAUCAUCAUUUAGCCAGAAACAGCAGCCCAUGAAUCAGUAA